AUGGUAAACGACUCAUUCCACUCAUCCCUUUUCACAGUAUUGGAUAAGAAUCAUCAAGUCUAUUCAUCAUAUAUACAAGACCAACUACUCACACCGGCAAACCAUGUCCCAAGUCAAGUUCGCAUAAAGGAGGUAAUAUGCAUGCCCGUAACAAAAACCAACACCCAAGCCGGUAAAAUCGAGGGGAGUAGAUACAAUUAUAUCAAAAUGCGUAAACAGCAGCGUAGUCAACGUUGA
Molecule: messenger RNA, 237 nt
Organism: Pochonia chlamydosporia 170
Lineage: Eukaryota; Fungi; Ascomycota; Sordariomycetes; Hypocreales; Clavicipitaceae
Exons: 1
Coding region: 1-237 (78 amino acids)
Source: RefSeq, a predicted model, not a curated record